Procambarus clarkii (red swamp crayfish) is the source of this 3066-nucleotide messenger RNA. Lineage: Eukaryota; Metazoa; Arthropoda; Malacostraca; Decapoda; Cambaridae. The record is from RefSeq and is a predicted model, not a curated record.
AUGACUCCUUCGCCUUCCUCCAAGUUUCCCUCCAACGUGGACCAUCUUCCCUCCACACCACUAGUCCCCUCGCCCAGACCUGCACCACUAGACCCCUCGCCCAGACCUGCACCAGUAGUCCCCUCGCCCAGACCUGCACCACUAGACCCCUCGCCCAGACCUGCACCACUAGUCCCCUCGCCCAGACCUGCACCACUAGACCCCUCGUCCAGACCUGCACCACUAGUCCCCUCGCCCAGACCUGCACCACUAGUCCCCUCGCCCAGACCUGCACCACUAGUCCCCUCGCCCAGACCUGCACCACUAGACCCCUCGCCCAGACCUGCACCACUAGACCCCUCGCCCAGACCUGCACCACUAGACCCCUCGCCCAGACCUGCACCAGUAGUCCCCUCGCCCAGACCUGCACCACUAGACCCCUCGCCCAGACCUGCACCACUAGUCCCCUCGCCCAGACCUGCACCACUAGUCCCCUCGCCCAGACCUGCACCACUAGACCCCUCGUCCAGACCUGCACCACUAGUCCCCUCGCCCAGACCUGCACCACUAGUCCCCUCGCCCAGACCUGCACCACUAGUCCCCUCGCCCAGACCUGCACCACUAAUCCCCUCGCCCAGACCUGCACCACUAGUCCCCUCGCCCAGACCUGCACCACUAGACCCCUCGCCCACACCUGCACCAUUAGACCCCUCGCCCAGACCUGCACCACUAGUCCCCUCGCCCAGACCUGCACCACUAGACCCCUCGCCCAGACCUGCACCACUAGACCCCUCGCCCAGACCUGCACCACUAGACCCCUCGCCCAGACCUGCACCACUAGACCCCUCGCCCAGACCUGCACCACUAGACCCCUCGCCCAGACCUGCACCAGUAGUCCCCUCGCCCAGACCUGCACCACUAGACCCCUCGCCCAGACCUGCACCACUAGACCCCUCGCCCAGACCUGCACCACUAGACCCCUCGCCCAGACCUGCACCACUAGACCCCUCGCCCAGACCUGCACCACUAGACCCCUCGCCCAGACCUGCACCACUAGACCCCUCGCCCAGACCUGCACCACUAGUCCCCUCUCCCAGACCUGCACCACUAGUCCCCUCGCCCAGACCUGCACCACUAGUCCCCUCGCCCAGACCUGCACCACUAGUCCCCUCGCCCAGACCUGCACCACUAGUCCCCUCGCCCAGACCUGCACCACUAGUCCCCUCGCCCAGACCUGCACCACUAGUCCCCUCGCCCAGACCUUCACCACUAGACCCCUCGCCCACACCUGCACCACUAGACCCCUCGCCCAGACCUGCACCACUAGUCCCCUCGCCCAGACCUGCACCACUAGACCCCUCGCCCAGACCUGCACCACUAGACCCCUCGCCCAGACCUGCACCACUAGACCCCUCGCCCAGACCUGCACCACUAGACCCCUCGCCCAGACCUGCACCACUAGACCCCUCGCCCAGACCUGCACCACUAGUCCCCUCGCCCAGACCUGCACCACUAGACCCCUCGCCCAGACCUGCACCACUAGACCCCUCGCCCAGACCUGCACCACUAGACCCCUCGCCCAGACCUGCACCACUAGACCCCUCGCCCAGACCUGCACCACUAGACCCCUCGCCCAGACCUGCACCACUAGACCCCUCGCCCAGACCUGCACCACUAGACCCCUCGCCCAGACCUGCACCACUAGACCCCUCGCCCAGACCUGCACCACUAGACCCCUCGCCCAGACCUGCACCACUAGACCCCUCGCCCAGACCUGCACCACUAGACCCCUCGCCCAGACCUGCACCACUAGGCCCCUCGCCCAGACCUGCACCACUAGUCCCCUCUCCCAGACCUGCACCACUAGUCCCCUCGCCCAGACCUGCACCACUAGUCCCCUCGCCCAGACCUGCACCACUAGUCCCCUCGCCCAGAUCUGCACCACUAGACCCCUUCCCCAGACCUGCACCACUAGUCCCCUCGCCCAGACUUGCACCACUAGUCCCCUCGCCCAGACCUGCACCACUAAUCCCCUCGCCCAGACCUGCACCACUAGACCCCUCGCCCAGACCUGCACCACUAGUCCCCUCGCCCAGAUCUGCACCACUAGACCCCUUCCCCAGACCUGCACCACUAGUCCCCUCGCCCAGACCUGCACCACUAGUCCCCUCGCCCAGACCUGCACCACUAGUCCCCUCGCCCAGACCUGCACCACUAAUCCCCUCGCCCAGACCUGCACCACUAGUCCCCUCGCCCAGACCUGCACCAUUAGACCCCUCGCCCACACCUGCACCACUAGUCCCCUCGCCCAGACCUGCACCACUAGUCCCCUCGCCCAGAUCUGCACCACUAGACCCCUUCCCCAGACCUGCACCACUAGUCCCCUCGCCCAGACUUGCACCACUAGUCCCCUCGCCCAGACCUGCACCACUAAUCCCCUCGCCCAGACCUGCACCACUAGACCCCUCGCCCAGACCUGCACCACUAGUCCCCUCGCCCAGACCUGCACCACUAGACCCCUUCCCCAGACCUGCACCACUAGUCCCCUCGCCCAGACCUGCACCACUAGUCCCCUCGCCCAGACCUGCACCACUAGUCCCCUCGCCCAGACCUGCACCACUAAUCCCCUCGCCCAGACCUGCACCACUAGUCCCCUCGCCCAGACCUGCACCACUAGACCCCUCGCCCACACCUGCACCACUAGACCCCUCGUCCAGACCUGCACCACUAGUCCCCUCGCCCAGACCUGCACCACUAGACCCCUCGCUCAGACCUGCACCACUAGACCCCUCGCCCAGACCUGCACCACUAGACCCCUCGCCCAGACCUGCACCACUAGACCCCUCGCCCAGACCUGCACCACUAGACCCCUCGCCCAGACCUGCACCAGUAGUCCCCUCGCCCAGACCUGCACCACUAGACCCCUCGCCCAGACUUGCACCACUAGACCCCUCGCCCAGACCUGCACCACUAGACCCCUCGCCCAGACCUGCACCAGUAGUCCCCUCGCCCAGACCUGCACCAAUCACAGCAGACGUCCCUAAAGUUACCAACUCAUUCCAGGUCUCAACACGCUGGGCGCAUUGA